AUGACCAAUGUUUCAGAUACCAACAAGUUAGACAACACAGACUUCUCCAUCCGCAUUUGUGACAUCAGCCUGGCCGACAUGGGCACUUACUACUGUGUGAAGUUCUGGAAGGGAGUGGCCAGGCAGAAUGCAGAGCUGCAGGUGAUCCAGCCUGACAAGUUUGUGUCGGUGGCCGUGGGAGGGACAAUCACUCUGCGCUGCUCUGUGACCUCCUUGCAUCCUAUGGGUCCUGUCAAGUGGUUCCGGCAGAGAGUGGGUGGCCGGGAGGAGAUCUACAACUACGGGAAAAAAGGCUACUACCCCCGAGUGACCAAUGCUUCGGAUGCCACCAAGAGAGACAACCUGGACUUUUCCAUCCACAUUCGUGACAUCAGCCCAGCCGACACAGGCACCUACUACUGUGUGAAGUUCCAGGCGCAGUUUGUGGAAGAUGUGGAGUUCAAGUCUGGGCCAGGCACCCAGGUCACCUUGAGCGCCAGACCUUCUCCUCCUGAGGUCUCAGGCCCCAAGACGAGGACCCUGCCCGGGCACACAGUGAGCUUCACUUGCAAGUCCCACGGCUUCUCCCCCAGAAACAUCAGCCUGCGGUGGUUCAAAAACGGGAAGGUACUCUCGGCCUUCCAGACCAGCGUGGACCCCCAGGGGGACAGCACCUCCUACAGCAUCUCCAGCACAGCCAGGGUGCCGCUGACCUCGGGGGACGUGCACUCCCAGAUCAUCUGUGAGGUCACCCACAUCACCCUGCCCAGGGGCUCUCCUCUCCGUGGGACGGCCAACUUAGCUGAGAGCAUCCGAGUUUCACCCACCCUGGAAGUCUCCCAGUUCCCUGCGGUGGGCAACCAGGUGAACCUCACCUGCCAAGUGAAGAAGUUCUACCCCCAGAACCUACAGCUGACCUGGCUGGAGAACGGAAAUGUGUCCCGGACAGAAACGACAUUCCUCCUCCUAGAGAACAAGGACGGGACCUUUAACCGGACCAGCUGGCUAAUGGUGAACUCCUGUGACCACCAGCAGAAAGUGGUGUUCACCUGCCAGGUGGAGCAUGAUGGGCAGCCGGCACUCAGCAAAUCAUACACCCUGGAGGUGUCUGCAUCCCAGAAGGACCAGGGCUCAAAUAAACAACCUGGGCCACAGACAGACGUGUACAAUCGCUCCCACAUACACUUCCUCCUGGGCUUCCUCUUUGGUCUCAAGGUGCUGUUGGUGGUUGGUGUGUCUGCCAUUUACCUCUACAAGAAGUUAAGCAUCUGAUUGGUGGGAGUGAUGAAGAAUGGGGGCAAAACCUAGGAAACCAUUGAUGUGCAGAGCCCUCUCUCAAGAAAUG
Molecule: messenger RNA, 1324 nt
Organism: Sorex fumeus (smoky shrew)
Lineage: Eukaryota; Metazoa; Chordata; Mammalia; Eulipotyphla; Soricidae
Product: signal-regulatory protein beta-1-like
Exons: 6
Coding region: 1-1251 (416 amino acids)
Cellular component (GO): plasma membrane
Source: RefSeq, a predicted model, not a curated record